This is a messenger RNA of Trichomonas vaginalis G3, 356 nucleotides long. RefSeq lists its product as uncharacterized. The transcript has a single exon. The record is from RefSeq and is a predicted model, not a curated record. Lineage: Eukaryota; Parabasalia; Trichomonadida; Trichomonadidae. The annotation marks the transcript as partial.
AUGUACAGAAUAGAUGUUUCAGAUUUUUAUGACUUCCAAGCCUUCAGAAAUAUGUGUCCAUUUAGAGACUAUAACAAAGCAGUCGAGAAUUUGAAACGUUUAGUCAUUUAUGUCGACUCUGCCCCAGAAUGUUAUGUCAUGAAAGAAUGGGAUGUAGUCUUUAACAAACCAAGAGCAACAAUAGUUUCAGAACAAGAAUGUAGACAGAAACUUAAGAAAAUAAAAGUCGUACAAGUUGGUAUGAAGAUGUUAGAUGCUUGGGAUAUCUUAUUGUCAAAGUUAGAAGAUUUUUCAGUUCGUGGUAUAAAGUUCUAUACACCUUCUCCAAACUUCUAUUCUAUCUUCACUGGAUAUAA